Schistosoma turkestanicum is the source of this 3204-nucleotide messenger RNA. The record is from the annotation of a GenBank genome assembly. Lineage: Eukaryota; Metazoa; Platyhelminthes; Trematoda; Strigeidida; Schistosomatidae.
AUGGAUUCUUCGAAGCUCCCUGAAAAGAAUACUAACCUUUCUGAAUUGCUGGACCUAGCUCUUGGAACACCAGAUCCUGGGUCGGUCAACUUCGGCAUCCUGUAUAUAAUUUUAUCGCACAUAAUUAAACAUCUUGAGCUCAGCGAUGUGGAGCCUUGCGAAGAAAAAAAUUUAAGUGAAUUAUACGCACAGAGCGAAGCCAAAUUUCCAGGUUCUGGAACAGACCAAAAUAUAUACCAUGGAAUUCAAAAAAGAUUAUUAAAUGUUGAAUCUCAAUUGGAAUUAUUGAAUUCUUUGCCAAAUAAUCUAGAAAUUAUUGGUUUAUUGAAUAAUAAUAAAACUGAUCCUACUACUACUACUAAUACUACUGCUAAUGAUCAUGAUAAUCAGAAUGAUACAGAUGAAAAUAAAAUUAAAUCGAAAAAAAUUGAACAUUCACUUGAUCCUACUACUGCUACAACUGAUGAACAUAGAAUAGUGAGCCAAUUAUGGCAAUCUGUGCAAACUAAUAAACGUUUAGAUGCUACCGAAGAAGGUCUUCAUCGAUUAAGCUCUUUGACAGACGAUCUAUUGGAACAGAUCAAGAAAUUUGCCGAACAAAAUAAAGCAUUGAAAGCUGAGCUUGAAGAAGCAUUAGAAAAUUCAUCAUUAAAAGAAAAACUGGCGCAAUUAACAGAAAAAUUAGGUGAAAUUGAAAGAAAUCAAAAUGAAGAUGCAGAUCGUUUACAAAAUGCUGUACAUAGAGAUGCAUUACGUAGUUCAGUUUAUUGGCAAGCAUUGGGUAAAUCAAUUACUGGUGUAGAAUGUUCCACUCCUUGUAUGAUGAUGGAUGAUAAUAAAUCACAAAGAUCUAAUUCAAUUAUUCAAGAAGGUAGUGUUGGUGGUAGUAAUGCUGACAAGACAGCAUCAGGAGCAAGAGCAUCAACAGUGUCGGCAGUAUCCGUUGCAUCAGUAACAUCAACAGGAGGACGAAGAGAUGAAUCAUCAAGUGGUUUAAUGAAAUCGUUACCAGAAGAAUAUACUGAAUGUCCAGAUCCUCAACUAUCAUCAACACUUCGAAAACUUGGCAAUGUAGCUUCGUCAUUUGAUUCUGUAGUUAGUCGAAUUGAACAACUUGAAAUUGCUGUUCAACAACAAGACACAUUUUCAGAUAAGAUGUCCAUUCGACAACAAGAUGAAAUGUCAGAUAAGAUGUCCCUUCGACAACAAGAUGAAAUGUCAGAUAAGAUGUCCUUUCAACAAGAUGAAAUUUCAGACAAGGUUUCCCUUGAACGACAAGGUACCAUUUCAGAUAAGGUCUCCUCUAUUCGACAACAAGAUACAAGUACAGAUAAGGUUGCCCUACAACGACAAGGUACCAUUUCAGAUAAGGUCUCCUCUAUUCGACAACAAGAUACAAGUACAGAUAAGGUCUCCUCUAUUCGACAACAAGAUACAAGUACAGAUAAGAUGUCGUCUCUUCAACGACAAAGUACAACUUCAGAUAAGAUGUCUGCACGACAACAAGAUACAACUACAGAUAAGAUGUCUGCACGACAACAAGAUACAACUGCAGAUAAGACGUCCGUCCGACGACAAGCUACAAUGUCCGAUAAGGAUUUGAUCGAACAAAAAGCUGAUCGUAGCGAUUUAAUCAGUAUCAUGGGUACAUCAGCUGAAUUGUCCGAGAAAGUUUCCAAUUUAGAAGCUAGUGUGAAAGAAUUAUCCAAAGAAAGAGAAAAGAUUUAUGUGGACGGUACAACAUCACCUCAUAUGCCUUAUCCAUCUGAUAAUAAGAAAUUGAUUAAAAAAUUACAAGAUACCAUGUCAGUAUUACAAGAACAAAUUAAUCAGCAACAUGAUACAGUGACUGAUGUCAAGACACAAUUUAAAAAACUACAUGAAACUGUUGUGGAUGUGAAACAAUUUGCAAAUGAUUUGGAAUCGCGUAAAGCCGAUGCAACUUAUAUUGAUGAGCAAUUAGAUAAGAAAUAUGAUCGUGAAGAGGCGAAAAGUUUCAUUAAUCGAACAGAAUUCGAAAGUACAAAUCGUGUACUUGAAAAAUUAGCUGAAGAUCUAUUUACAAAAUUAGCUACAGCGGAAACUGAAUUAAAAUCAUCGCUGAAUGAUUUACAAGGAUUAAUGGAAGGUAAAUUAGAUCGUGAUGAAAUGGAACAAUUUCGUGAAUGGUUACAAAAACGUUUCAAAUCAAUCAAUAAACAAUUAAAUCCAUAUACACAAGAAACCGCAGGAGUUGGACAAACAGCAGAUGAUGCUGCUGGUUUAAAACGUGCCUAUACACAACAUUAUCAUUGUAUCUCAUGUGAUCGUCCAUUGGAUGUUGCAUUAAAUCAAGACCGAUCUAACAAAACUUUUUAUAUCGAUCCACCAUUUAAACGAACAAGUAAUAAUUAUUACGAUGUUUAUGGUGGUACACCACGUCCUUGUGGUGGACAAUACACAGCUGUUUCAUCAUCAACAACAUCUAAAAAGAAACCACAUGUUACACAAUGUAAAAGGGAAACUCUUAGUAUACAAGGAAUGGAUGGACAUAUUUAUCGUGGUUCACCGGUACAUGAAAUUCAACAGUCAACAAAUAAUAAUACUGAUCUUAUGUCAACAAUGAAAGAUGAUGAGAAUUUUGACAAAGAUAAUGAACGAAACAAAAAAUUACCGCCAGUUUCAAUUAUAAAUCGUUCUGUCAAAACUGUUACAACAACUAGUAAACAACCUCAAGUUGCUUAUAAAUAUAUUGGUACAGAGAGACGUGAAAAAAGUCAAUCACCACAACGUAUAAAACGUGUUAAUUCGGAUGAAUUACAAUUUCGACGAUCAAUACAAUUAUUACCACCAGCAUCACAUCAACGUAUACGUAAAAUUCAACCUGUUCAACCAAAUACAAGUAAAUUAUUGAAUGAACAUGUUGUUGUUAGAACAAAUGGUUAUGCUGUAAUUUAUGUACCAAAUAGUGAAACCAUUGAACAAGAAACUGUAGAGCUUAAAACAGAGAAUGGUUGGGUUAAUGAAAAAGCAAACAAUGAAUGUUCCUCACCAGUUUAUGAAGAAAAGCAUAGUUCAACUUAUCCAAGUCCAGUUUCAAACCACAAUGAUGAUGAUGAUGAUGGCGGUGAUGGUGAUGAUGACGGAGAAAUGGAAAUCGAUUUAGUUACAAUAAAACAAUCUUCACCAGAUGUGAAUAGUACAGUAGAAGAUAUCUCGAACUAG